Prorocentrum cordatum is the source of this 1206-nucleotide messenger RNA. The record is from the annotation of a GenBank genome assembly. NCBI's taxonomy places the organism in Eukaryota, Dinophyceae, Prorocentrales, Prorocentraceae.
AUGGGGGUCCCCGCGGAGCCCGUCGCCGGGGCAGACUGCAAGAAGCACGCUCGGGAAUACGGCGCGAAGUAUUACAAGCAUAUGAUCGGCCACAUCUUCGAAUGGAAUUCCGACUUGGUGAAUGGGCGGGGCCGCUGUGCAGUGCGUGGCGGCGAGUGUUCCAUUUGCGGGAUCGCCGUGGCCACGGCGUCCGGGGGCCUCCCAUGCCAGCCGUGCACGCGGCAGCGCCAGAAGACCGGCAACACGCAGAAAACCCAGUCGCAAGAGAUGCACCCUGGCCACGACGAAGUGUUCGAAGGUUUCCUUGACUUCUUGUCCGAGGUUGGACCCGCCCAGUGGUGGGCCGAGGAGGUCAUGGACUUCGAACCGCAGUUGCAUGAGUUUGCAAAGUGCUGCACACGAGCUGGGUACGCCGUCCGGGCGAUCACAGUGGAUCAGGUGGAUUUCGUCCUCGUCCCACGGCCCAGGUUGAUCAUCGCUGGGUUCUCGCAUGCCGCGGGGCACAAGGCCGCCGCCGACUACUUCGUGAAGGAAAUGCAGGAAGCCAUCGCCUUCGUUCGCGGGCAGAAGGCGGCGGCCGCUGUCGGGGUCGGCGGAGUCGUCGACACCGCCGACCCGGAUGAGAUCAGCCGCCGGGCGGCGCUGCAGGAGCAAGCUCGCGUCGAAGACCUUGCUCGCGCCCCGCGUCAUUUCUCCAAGUGGCAGGUGCAUUCCAGCAAGAUCCGUUCGGAUAACGGCGUGCCCAGGAGUGCCACGCCGUGGUCUGCUCGCAGCAACGUGGUGAUGUCUGGCGUGCCGCGGACCCCCCGCAUCCUUGAUCUCGUGGAGACGACGUGGGCGGUGGCCGUGGCGCAGUCUCCGACCACUAUCCAGACAAAACAAUUGAAAAAAGGCUUGUGGGUGGGUUUGAACCAGGAUAUCAAACGCCAGCCCAUCACGGCGGCAAAACGUGCACGUGGCAUGCCCCCUGUCAUGACCACGGGCACCAUGUACUACUCCUUUGAGGCCGACGCCACGAUCAGUGGCAAGGGGAAUCUCCAGUUGGCCGGGCAUCCAUCAGACAGGGCAAGCAGGUCGUUUUUCAGUGAGUCCAAGCUUCGUGACUUAGCAGGCGAGACGUUCUGCGCUGCUUAUUGCUCGAUUGUAAGUUUUGUGAUGUAUUGCAAUCCGCAUGGCGAGUGGUGGCGCUCAGGCUCAGGGCCUUGA